Molecule: messenger RNA, 844 nt
Organism: Yamadazyma tenuis ATCC 10573
Lineage: Eukaryota; Fungi; Ascomycota; Pichiomycetes; Serinales; Debaryomycetaceae
Source: RefSeq, a predicted model, not a curated record
AUCUACUCACCCUACAAUGUUGAUUGAAGAGAUUCCCACCAAAAGGAAUGCCAAUAGUUCCACCGUCUACUUCACCUCGUCCAUCAACAUCUCGGCGAGGCCCACCUCCCGGUUGAACCAGCAGAAUAGUGAGGCGCAAAACCAACCCAAAGCAAAGAAGACAAAAAUCAACUACAACUUGAAUGACUUGAUGAACAAACAGAUCCAAUCAAGCGACAGUUCCCAGCUCAGUUCGGGCCCGUUGAAGUCGUCACAGCAGCUUACGCUCGAGCGGCUGGCGACAAAGAGACUCUUGGACUUGAGCAAGGAAACUAGUCAAUCUACCUUUGAUUUACCCAAGAACUUUGAAUAUAAGAACAGAGCUGGUAAAGGUACAGGUUCAAGACAGGGCAAUACCCCUGGAACCAAGAAGAUCUUGUCGGCGCGCCGUAACUUGAAUCUGUACUUUGAAGAAGAGAGAAACUUGGUGUCCAUAAAUUCAAUCUUGGGAUUGAAUUAUCAGUACCUUGACCAACUAGACUCGACAGAUACAAAUAAUAAGGGCAAAAAGAAUUCUCCCACCAAGUUAUCCCGUCCCAGAAUCAAGUUGUGUUGCAUUUGCAGCAACUUGCUGAGCUAUGCCAGAUGCAACAGUUGUGGUUUGUUCUUCUGCAAGAUCCAAUGUUAUAAGCUUCACCAGGAGAGCAGAUGUCUUUAAUAUAAUCCGCUAGUUAUGAAGCGGCAGUCAGCUGUCUAGAUGCCUCUUGAAGAUUAUCCCUUACGACUCAUGACCUGUACACUAUUUAGGUGUUUCUCAAUAGACAAUCUAGACAUGUAAAGUUGUUAUGCUCGUAAUCCAGUUGGC